Molecule: messenger RNA, 1591 nt
Organism: Myotis brandtii (Brandt's bat)
Lineage: Eukaryota; Metazoa; Chordata; Mammalia; Chiroptera; Vespertilionidae
Exons: 9
Coding region: 1-1266 (421 amino acids)
Cellular component (GO): cytoplasm
Source: RefSeq, a predicted model, not a curated record
AUGAAGGUGCUGAAGAGCUGCUUGCCUGCCCUGAAGUCAGACCCCAUGGUGCUGUACCAGAAGGCCAUGCAAGCGCUCAACCUGCUGCUGCAGACCUUCAUCUCCGAGAACAAGAGCAUGGACGAGGUCUGCUUCCUCCUGCAGCACACGGAGCCCUGGCUGAUGUCCGACAGGAGCCACGAGCGCAGGCGGGUGGUGCACACCAUCUUCCUGCUUCUGAAGUGCGUGGUGAACUACGUGAAACUCACCGCCAUAGACGACCACCUGACGGUGGCCCAGCACACACAGCUCAUCCUCACGCUGCUGCGCGCGCUCUCCAACCCCAAACAUGUGGACGGCGACCUGGCCUCCCACCUGCUCCUCAUGGUCUUCGAGGACCACAGCAUCAAGCCCGAGCAGGUGGGGCUGCGCCAGGGCCUCCCUGUGGGCACCGGGCCUGUGGCAGGAGGCAUGGGCUUCAGGGAGCAGGAUGGCACAUGCCCAGGGCUGCCCUGGGUCCUGAAGGCGGUGAAGGAGCUGGGCACCCAGUACACCCAGGAGACCGUGGAGGUGCUGCUGACCCUGUGCCACCCCUCGGACAGGUCCCAGAAGGCAGCCGGGGCCCAGGGCGCUGGGGGCGGCUCUGGCAGCAAGGGGUGUCCCUCAGACCCAGGGAGCCCCAGGCACCAGCCUGCAGAGGGGCCCGGGUGUGGCGGCCAGCUGGCCCGCAAGGUCAUGACCCUGCUCUACAUUAAGCUGAAGCUGCGGCCGCCCGAGCUGCUCAUCAGGCUGUCCGAGCAGGCGGAGCUCAUGUCACCGAGGGCUCUUGAUGCCGAGUCCCAAGGGGAGCCAGAGCCCCUCUCCUGGCCCAGCCAGGUGUGGGGAGCGGGUCUGGAGCCAGGCCCCAGGAGGGCAGCAGGGGGGUGCCCUGCCAGCGCCCUGCUCUGUCGCCCCCUGCAGGCCCUGGGCACCAUUUACGAACUCCUCUACAUCAGAGAAUACAAGGCCAUCGUGCACUGGGCCUUCGCGGGGAUCCUGGUGGGCCUGCUCACGCAGCUGCACUACCUGUACGAGCUGGGUGUGGUCGAGAACAUCCCAGAGCCCCAGGAGGACAUCCUGGAUAUGGAGCCCCUGGGCCCCUGCAGCAUGUGCCUGGAGGCGCUGAAGGGCCUCUUCUGGACCACCAACUACUGGGAGGUGUUUGCCUACCUCAAGCUGCUGAGGGGCUGGGAGCUCUUCGGGCGCGCGGAGACCUACACGGAGGGGGUGACCCUGCUGGCCAGGUAAGCACCACGCCUGGGCGGGGCCUGGCCCCGACUGCACCCCUGAUGGGUCCCCCGCGGACACCCCACCCGGGACUCUGCACUUCAGACUCAGCCUCCUGGGCCAUCUCCCCGGGUGAGCCAGGUCUGCGGGGGGAGGAGGGUCCCUGGCCCAGGGCGAAGCCCUCGGGGCCCAGCGGCGGCCUCUGCCUGUGACAGGGCCAUGGCCCACUAUGACUGCGAGGUCAAUGCGGUCCUGGGGCAGGCGGUCAUCUGCCUGAAGAGCUCAGAGGAGCGAGACAACAUCGUGGCCAUCCUCAUCAUCACAGAGGUCAGCCGCUCCUCUGCCC